This is a messenger RNA of Raphanus sativus (radish), 735 nucleotides long. Its product is annotated as 16 kDa phloem protein 1-like. The record is from RefSeq and is a predicted model, not a curated record. Bases 139 to 603 code for a protein of 154 amino acids. The transcript is spliced from 5 exons. NCBI's taxonomy places the organism in Eukaryota, Viridiplantae, Streptophyta, Magnoliopsida, Brassicales, Brassicaceae.
UUCUUGCUUUUCUGUAUUUAAGGACUCUCUCUGACACGACAACUUUCUCAUUAUUGAUCUUCUUCUUUCUUCUUCGUUUAAGAAACAUCAAACAAACCCAAAACUUCUAGUAAGGACUCUUCCGAGAUAGAUAUAUAGAUGGCUGUGGGAAUUCUUGAGGUUAACCUGAUCAGUGGCAAAGGUCUCAAACGAUCUGAUUUUCUUGGUAAGAUAGAUCCUUAUGUUGAGAUCCAAUACAAAGGACAAACUCGCAAAAGCAGCGUUGUAAAAGAUGGAGGUAGGAACCCGACAUGGAAUGAGAAACUGAAAUGGAGAGUAGAAUUUCCUGGCUCCGGCACCGACUACAAACUCAUCUUCAAAGUCAUGGACCAUGAUACUUUCUCCGCCGACGAUUUUAUCGGUGAAGCUACGGUAUACGUGAAAGAGCUACUUCAAAUGGGAGUAGAGAACGGCAAGAUGGAGCUAAGACCGACCAAGUACAACGUUGUUGACUCUGAUCUGUCCUUUGUCGGAGAGAUUAACAUUGGACUUUCUUACUCUGUUCUGCAAGAAAAGGUAAUGGAAGGAGAAGAGUUUGGUGGUUGGAAGCAUAGCCAGUUUUAAUAAGUCUCAUUUCAUCUAUUGUUUGAAGUAUCCAUAUUCGUGUAUUGUAUCUCAUUGUAUUUAUAAUUAUUAUUUUACAAACAUGUAUCAAAAUAAAAUGUUAUAAAAGCGUUUGGUGACAUAUUAAAUUCA